UGUGACAUUUAAAGUUAAACUGAAAACAAAUAUUAUUUUAAUAAGUUAUUGCUUCAAAUUUAUGAAACACAUUAUUAAAUAAAAUAAAUAAUAUAUUUUUGUACUAGAUAUUAAUAAAAACAGUGCAAACUAUGUAAAAUUUACAACUUCUGUACUUAGAGGUUUUUAAAAGUACCAAAAUCAAACCUGGACUUACAGUUAAUAAAAAUAAUUAAUGUUUUAAGAUAUUCAAUUUCCAAUUUAUUAAAAAUGAGCAAGCAGGGUGUUCAAAAUGGAAAAGAGACUGCAACAGAUAAACCAAAGAAGCAUUGGUCCUUGGGAUUGUUGAAAUCCAUGAAAGAUCCUAAGAGUAUUUAUAAGGAAACCAAAAAAGUUGUUGUUAUAAAAGAUAAGUAUCCAAAAGCAAAAGUACAUUAUCUCGUUCUCCCUCGCGAUGAAAUCAGUAGUAUUUAUAAACUUAAUAAGGACCAUGUAGAUCUAUUAGAAGAAUUUGGCAAGAUAUUUGAAGAAAUCCAAACAGACCAUAGUAACUUGAUGCUUUGUAGUGGUUUUCAUGCAGUGCCCAGUAUGCAAAGAUUACAUAUGCAUAUAAUUAGCAAAGAUAUGAUUUCAUCAUGUCUGAAAACAAAAAUUCAUUGGAACAGUUUCACUACCAAAUUCUUUUUACCAUACAGAGAUGUAUUCAAGAAGCUAAAAGAAGAUGGAUACAUUGACAAAAUAUCACCAGAAGCACACAAAAAGUUUAUGUCCACACCACUAAAAUGCAACCAAUGUGAUUUUGAACCAAAAAAUAUGCCCCAAUUAAAACAACAUUUGCUGACCCAUUGUGAUGAAUAAUUUGAUAAAUAAAUAAUAAAUUAUGUUUAUGA
Messenger RNA from Colias croceus (clouded yellow), 869 nucleotides. RefSeq names its product aprataxin (gene Aptx). The transcript is spliced from 2 exons. NCBI's taxonomy places the organism in Eukaryota, Metazoa, Arthropoda, Insecta, Lepidoptera, Pieridae. Gene Ontology annotation, molecular function: single-strand break-containing DNA binding; mismatched DNA binding; DNA 5'-adenosine monophosphate hydrolase activity. The record is from RefSeq and is a predicted model, not a curated record. Gene Ontology annotation, cellular component: nucleus. Gene Ontology annotation, biological process: single strand break repair; double-strand break repair. The coding region runs from base 250 to 837 and encodes 195 amino acids.